CAUGAGGCUGGUGUUAAGAAAAAAACAAACGUUAGAUCGCAGCUUCUCAAGGGAUCAAGGCUGGUUACUCCACGGUAAUGUGUAGGUCUUGUAUAUAAAAUAAGGGCUGCACUCAAGAAGAUCCAUUUGCGCAUGAACAAUGCUCAACUUCAACAUCACAGACUCUAUGACAGGAGUACCUCUAUCGGUGAAUUUUAACAGUCCUGAAGAUUAUUUUAUCUUUAUUUUCCAGAUUUUAUUUGCAACAACUACUGUUCUCAUAGCCGGGCCUGUAGUCAUUACCAUAUUGGCCACCAGAGCUCUCCGCCUGCAAAACAGGUUUCUUUUUAUGCUAAACACUAGCAUUUGUGAUACGUUGGUUGGGUUUUCUGUGUAUUACCUCGGCCUGUUGGAUGUUCAGGAAGGAUACCCGUCUAGAAAUGGAACUUAUAAUAUUUUACCGUCACUUCUAGGGGUCAAUAUAUUGACGUUUUUGUUUGCACAAUUUGACAGGUAUUUUGCUGUGUGCCAUCCAUUCAUCUACAGUCGCUUCAUAACAAGACAGUUUGUGAUAGGCAUUAACAUCUACUGCUGGCUUUACAAUGUUGCUUUCUUGAUCGCCAGGAAUUUGAUGCCACUUUCCAAAGCCGUACAAAUGUACGUACUCAGCAUUGUCAUCUUUCAACUAAUCGUGCUCACCAAAGUGGCCAUGACUGUUAAACUGUAUGUUAUUGCCAGAUUCCAGCUUGCCAGAGACCCUCCCAGCGCCGACAAAGACAGCAAGAAGGAGUCAUUGAGAAUCAUUAUUUUUGUUGUCGUAAGCUUCUUGUUGUUGUGGUAUCCCUCUUUUAUUAAUAUUAUUAUCAGAUUUAUGGUAGGCGGAGGGUUGACGUUUAGGAACGAGGCCACCAAUCCUUUCGCCAUCAUGGCUCGUUUUAACGCUGUGUGCACGCCGUCUGUGUAUAUCUGGGCGAGUCCGACUCUGAGGCAAGCCAUGGCGAGGACAGUGUGGGGCAGACUGUGCCCAAGAUGCAAGAGGAGAGUCCUGUCCUGGGAAGGGAGAUGACAAAAAGUGAUGGAAAUACUUUAGGACUCCAUACAGCACGUUAUUCUUAUCAGCCGUGUUUUUGCCAACUCUCUGUCUCUCUCUCUGAAUAAUGAGUUUUUAUGCAAACAUUAUUUUCUGAAGUGUGUCCAUCACUGGAACUUGCCAGGUCCUCUUAAUGUUUCAUCUGAAUUAGCUGUUGAUCCAGUGUCCUGAUAAUGAUCCCACGCCCAAACAGCUACACAUGUUAACUAUCAAACUAGUGCUGUGGUCUGAGAAGUAGUAGGCUAUACAGUAGCAUUUUUUCACGUGUUUAGGCAUGCAUUACCCAUAUGUUACUUUGUGUGUUGCUAUUUAGUGUUGCUGUCCAUGGGGUGUGGUGCUGAAUUCUAAAAGUCAGUUUGAAGGGGAAAGGAAUGAGGCAUGUCUUGGAGGGUGAUAGCAAAGGUGCAAUUUUUUAAAAUUGAUUUCUUUAUGCAUAUCAUGGCUUUGUUGGAGGUGCCAUUGUUCGGUACAUGUGAUUCUUUCAUAUAAUUUGCUGUUGUGCUGUUGGUUCGGGGGUGGGGGGGCGGCUUGUUAAACAAACGUAAUGUAC
This is a messenger RNA of Etheostoma spectabile (orangethroat darter), 1619 nucleotides long. Its product is annotated as ovarian cancer G-protein coupled receptor 1. The transcript is spliced from 2 exons. Bases 140 to 1045 code for a protein of 301 amino acids. Gene Ontology annotation, molecular function: G protein-coupled receptor activity. Lineage: Eukaryota; Metazoa; Chordata; Actinopteri; Perciformes; Percidae. Gene Ontology annotation, cellular component: plasma membrane. Gene Ontology annotation, biological process: G protein-coupled receptor signaling pathway. The record is from RefSeq and is a predicted model, not a curated record.